AUGAAGAAAUCCGAACAACCAAAGGCAUCGAAACGCGAAGAUGGAGUCGAUUUGAUAAGUGGUAUGCCGGAUCAUAUUCUUCUUCUGAUUCUUUCAGGUUUGCCAUUUAUUGAAGACGCAAUUCGAACCAGCAUUUUGUCCAGAAGAUGGAGGUAUUUGUGGACUUCAGUCUCCUGUGUAGACAUAUACUGUUAUCAAGGACGUAGGAAUCCAGGAAACUUCAAAAGAAGUAAAUUUAAAGAGUUUGUGUACUGGGUUUUAGUAAACAGGUCCGUUGAUUUAGAUAUUUUCCGUUUAUGUUGUUCGAAUUACUACGGUAUGUCUCUUAUAGGGCGGUGGAUUCACAUCGCCGUUAUGAAGAACGUCAAAGAGCUUGACUUGAUCUGUACUCCUAAGGAGGAGGAGGAUGUCGAGAUGCCCCAUUGUCUGGCGACUUGCGGUUCCUUGAAGGUAUUAAGGUUAAAUUUGGAUGGAUGUGGUCUGAUUUUGCCUAAUUUUAUGGGGUUUCCGGCACUUAGGGUUCUUGACUUGACCUGUGUUGACUUAUUGAAAGAUCGAGAUUUGGUAAAAGAUUUUCUCCAAAGCUGCUCAUCGCUUGAGGAGCUGAGUGUGGUAGAAUGCUCGAUAUGGAAACUUGAUCUUCUUUGUAUUUCAUGCCCAAACCUCAAGAAGCCGAGUAUCACUAACCUUGAGAAUGAGAGUUUGUGUAGUGGCGUUAAGAUCUGUUGCCCAAAACUGGUGUUUUUGGAUUUAAAAGGUCGAAUAGCUUAUAAUUUUUCCUUUGAAUGUUUGGAUUCCUUGAAGGAAGCUGAGUGCAUUGAUGCUGCUGCAUCUGAUCUGGCUUUACCUAAUCUGAAGACUUUGGUGCUAACCACAACUAUGGAUGCCUUCACCAUGGAUGACUUCAAUCGAAUUCUCAAAUAUUGUCCCAAACUGGAGUCUCUCAAGUUGACCAUUAAACAGGAAUUUGCUUGGACUGAAGAGUGGGAGUUGCAUAAAGGUGACACAAGAAGAAUCUUUACUAGUGAUCUAAAAAGGAUCGAGUUUUUUGAAUUCAAUGGAGAAAAGCCAAAAUUAGUUAUUGAUUGGGAAAAUACAACAUUGUUGGAAAUGGUUUUUAGUUGGGUUAACAACUAACAAAGCAAAGUAUUAGAGAUUAUGAAGGGAAUUAUCAAAGUGAUCAAUUUUUAGAAAGACUGAUAUUACAAG
Lactuca virosa is the source of this 1209-nucleotide messenger RNA. The record is from the annotation of a GenBank genome assembly. NCBI's taxonomy places the organism in Eukaryota, Viridiplantae, Streptophyta, Magnoliopsida, Asterales, Asteraceae.